UUUAAUAGAGAUUAUUAGAUAAUAAAUUCGAUAAAUGCAAAAUCCAGAUCUUCAAGCUAACGACUUAAACCUUUACAAAUACAAAAACAAGCUGAGUGAUGAACAGAAGCAACUUUUGAAGCUGCUGCAUGUACUCCACCUCAUUGCUUUCGCAGCUUCUAUUGGUACUGGAAUAUUCACAACAUGGAUCAUCUUCCACAAGAGGCCACAGAUAGGAUACUUUAUCUUCCUGUUCCUAAACAUAAUCGAAAAGCCAGUUUCUUUCAUGUACAUCUUCUUCCCCAACCAGAGCAUUUCCCAUUUCUGUAAGAUAGGGGUUUUCUUCUGUUGGGGAAUCAACUGGAUCUACGCCAUAAUCUGCUUCGUGGUCCUAUUUAUACUAGCCCAAUGCAUUCGGUAACUUU
Moneuplotes crassus is the source of this 404-nucleotide messenger RNA. NCBI's taxonomy places the organism in Eukaryota, Ciliophora, Spirotrichea, Euplotida, Euplotidae. The record is from the annotation of a GenBank genome assembly.